UUUGGAUCUUGUUGGGCACAUUCACCGAACACGCUUAUAUAAAACUGUCCAUUUGAAGACCUAUCCCAGCGACUAUCUGGAAUAGCACAGUUGAGGAGCAGAGACAUGCAAUCUAAAAGGCGCAAGAAGACUUGCACAGAACAUCCCGUGUGCACAGCGUCCUCUUAGCCUUCACCACUUUGAGAACGAAUACCAGCCUAGCGAGAGUAUAUGGGAGCUUACUGCAGUCGUGCAGCUGAUGCUGUUUGUGGACACUGUGGCUUCUCAUGUCAAUGCACUACCUGCAGUGGAACUGGGGGAGAGGCAUCAGCCAGCUGUGAUUGCUCCUGCAGAUGGCUUGUGGUUGGGGGCUUUGCGUUGAUUGCUCUAUCAGCAUGGGUGGCAUUCAUGGCUUACAAGGAACGGAGGAGAUGGCUACUGACGUGGUCCAGUGUCUACUUUGCCACCUCUGUCUUCAUGACCCUCCUCACAUAUGUCAAGGGCCCAGAUCCUCAUGACAUGUUUGGCUGCAGCGUACCUUUCUCACUCUGGGUUGGGAGUCUUUUUGUGGCCACGCUCAGUUACUACACCAGUGACUACAUGCGGCAGGGGCAGGAUGCCCCUGAGAAGCGCAAUGAGCGCUAUGUCUAUGAUCCCACUGCUGGAGAGUAUAUCCUGGCAACCCAGCUAAGCGAGUAUCAUGUCGUGUGAGAAAGUCAUGGUUGCACAUCGAGAUUGGAGCGCUUUUUCAUUGGACUACAUCACUAAGUUUUGCAGCAAAGGGUGCCGUAGAGCAUCAUGGCGCAGGAAGUGAGCGAGCAGAGACACCUGCCAGACUGAUCUGGGGUGCACUGGAACGUUUAUAUUAUAUAUAUAUCAGUGUGGUACCAAUGGGAAAACCAGAGGGCCGAUUGCAAUUCAUUCUGGAGUGCCAUAAAUCAUUUUAUUUCGACUUUUCAGCCUCGAUUGUGAAAGGCAGGAUGUAUAAUAUGAUUGAAGAGCUUGUAAUGUGCAUAUGGCUUC
This is a messenger RNA of Coccomyxa subellipsoidea C-169, 1002 nucleotides long. RefSeq lists its product as hypothetical. The record is from RefSeq and is a predicted model, not a curated record. The transcript has 5 exons. Lineage: Eukaryota; Viridiplantae; Chlorophyta; Trebouxiophyceae; Coccomyxaceae. The coding region runs from base 211 to 690 and encodes 159 amino acids.